AUGUACUUCAAACAUCAGAACGGGUCGUAUAAGCGUGUACCCAUCUACCCGAACGCUCAACUGGGCUUUGAAGGUCAGAACGCAGACCACAUCAAGGGAGGUAUGACGAUAUACUAUACCCAAAAGGACUUCAAUAGUUCCGACCUCGGUAACCCUGUGAGAGCCUUUCCGCCAGGCUUUCGCAUGACUGUCGGCAACCCGUCGACGACGACACUCAAUGGAACCAAGAAAGGUCUGGCUUACACAUGCCUGCAAACCAUUCUCACCAGGGGCUAUGAGACUCCCGACUUCCCAAAGGAGCCAUGCCCAGCCGGUAUUAUGGCUAUCCAGUAA
This is a messenger RNA of Alternaria atra, 333 nucleotides long. RefSeq lists its product as uncharacterized. The transcript has 4 exons. NCBI's taxonomy places the organism in Eukaryota, Fungi, Ascomycota, Dothideomycetes, Pleosporales, Pleosporaceae. The record is from RefSeq and is a predicted model, not a curated record. The coding region runs from base 1 to 333 and encodes 110 amino acids.